AUGGAAGACUUGGUGCGCAAGUUCCAGGGACUGUCUCAGGAAUGGAACAAGAAGAAUCAUAAUCUUGCCCUUUGCCAGGAAAAGCUUGAAAACCUUACGGUAUAACUUUACUGACCGUUUGUAUAUUUCGACCAUUAGCUUGAUUUGACGCGAUUUUCAUAUAUGCCGAGACAAGAGUCCUUGGCUACAAAACGUGAAUUACUUAUAGCCCGUAGGCCUUUUCCCUUUCUUGCAUUAUUUUAGGGGAUACACUUGAAAUUGGUGCAAUUCUAUCUCUUGAAAAGCGGGACAUGGUAGCAUUUGAACGUUACAUGACUCAGCUCAAGUGCUACUACUGCGAUUACAAGUUUGUCUUUUUUCACAUACGUUACCUCACAGAACUAAUCUUCCCGAAUCGCCAUACAAAUACGAAUUAUUUGGCCUUAACCUUUUGAGACUUCUUGCUCAAGGAAGGCUUUCCGAAUUCCAUACUGUAAGGAGCUUUCGGCGCUUACAUCUUUAGGAAGUUGAGCGCUUAAGUGUUGACGAGAUUAAUUCAAACCCUUACAUUAAACACCCAUUGUCCAUGGAACAGUAUUUGAUGGAAGGGAACUUCCAGAAGAUCUUCAUAGCUAAAGAUAACGUCCCAUCCGAGCGUUACAAUUAUUUCGUCGAUAUUUUACUCAACGCCACGAGGUUUGUUCGAUCUUCGCACUGACCACCUCUAAAGGGAUGAAAUCGCGUCGUGUAUUGAGGCAGCAUACGAACAAUUGUCUCUACCGGAAGCGAAGAAGACCUUAUUCUUUAAGGAUACAGACCAGAUGAAGGCCUACGCGGAACAGGUAUGUUAAUUGCAAUUACUAACAAAUGCAUAGCGCAACUGGCACCUCGAUGGGAAUGUUUAUCGCUUCCUUCGAUCACAGAAACAGACUGAUAACGUGCUUCCUGCCACUGACCUCACGCGCAUACUGCUAGAUUACACUCGGGAAUUGGACCAAAUAAUCUAG
This is a messenger RNA of Spirometra erinaceieuropaei, 986 nucleotides long. The record is from the annotation of a GenBank genome assembly. Lineage: Eukaryota; Metazoa; Platyhelminthes; Cestoda; Diphyllobothriidea; Diphyllobothriidae.